UUUAUUCUUGAUUAUGUUAUAUUAUUAAUAGUUGAUGGUGGCUGGUCGGAGUGGACAGAAUUUAAACCCUGUGAUGCCACUAAAUGUGGGAAUGGAACAAAGAUGUUCAAACGCUUCUGUUCAAAUCCUACGCCAGAGAACGGAGGACAGUUCUGCACUGGCAACAGCAUUAAAAUAGAACAAUGUCAACACAUUUGUCCAGAUGUGGAAAUAACAUGCCCAAAUCACACUGAUGUGUACAUCAACCGGUCAGUUGUGGCAUCUAAAACUGUCUCUUGGGAUAAACCUCUUGUCCGCAACAAGAAAAAUGAUACAAAGUUUUCUGUUGAAGUUUUUCCACCAUGGGCAGAACCACCUGUGAUGCUCCCAGAGGAAAGUCAUGUAUAUGUUAUAAAGUAUGUAGUGAAGAACGAGUUUGGCCAGACAGCAAGUUGCUCCUUCAACAUAUCAGUCUAUAAUGACUCUGCCAAAGCAUGUAAAACAGGGGGCUGCAAUGUGCUGGUAACAGACGAACCAGAGGGUGCAACUCCAUCCACAGUUAAAUCAGGUGUCCUUGUACUGUAUUUGUCUGUGGGACUUGCCUUUGUGAUACCGAUAUUGGCGUUACUCUUUAUGGCAAAUUAUAUGUUCCAUCGAAGAAAGUUGAGUCAGAAGAGUGCAGCCACAAAACAUUAUGAAGGUGUAAAAACGACUGAGACAGACCUUGAAUUGGAUGUUGUCACUCGGUCUGCAUCUUAUAUAGAGCCUGCGGUAGAAUCUGGAAAGCUGAGAGAUGAAUCUCCUAUUGAUUCUGAAGUGUUUGAUUUCCCAGUCCCAAUAUCCUAUGAGAAAGAAGCUCCAAAGACAAUGCAUAUUGAAGUUGAAAUCAUGGAUCAACAAAAGAUGGAAAAGCCUCGUGACAAACAAAGGGCAAACUCUUCUGUCAGCAACAAGUCAACAGUGUCAGAAAUCUCUCGAAUGAUGUGGAAUGUAUCCAACAUCCCAGAAAAUGCCGAUCCAAAAAUGGUGGCAUGGGGACUUGUAGAUCACAAAGGAGGGAAGUUUACGAUAGGUAACACAGGUGUGAGCCUCACUGUACCUCCACUGGCUAUACCAGAAGGUUGCACUGAAGGUAUAUAUGUAGCUAUAGUGGACCAAGAAAAAGAGCAUCCCCAGGUCUCUUCCAAGGAGUCGUUGUUGAGCCCAGUAGUAAAAUGUGGUCCGACUGGACUUAAGUUUCAGCGUCCUGUGAUACUGAGUAUGCCACACUGUGCUCUUCUUGAAGAAGGAGCUUGGAAUCUUAAAGUCCAGUAUAAUGAAAGCGAGCCCAGCACGGCUGCAGACUGGAAGCAGUUGAUUGAUGUCAAUAAGCAGGAUGGCUCCGAGCCUUCCCAUGUUGUAGUGGAAUCGAACAUGGUUCACUUGAUGGUGGAUCAUUUCACUUACUUUGCUCUGACUGGAGAAUCAGCGGCUAAUAAACAGGCCCCUAAAGAUGUGCAAGUUCUGGCUUACGUCACACCUCCCGAGGUCAAUGGGGACUGUGUUGUUAGGGUGUAUUGUGUUGGAGGCACACCAGCAGCAAUAGAGGAUGUACACAAUCAAGAAAUAAAGAAGUACAGAGGAGAAACGAUCGAGGCACCUAAACAACUUCGCUUUAAGGAUGGGGGAGGAGAUCUGAUUGUGGAACUUAAAUCUGUUCGUCCAGGCUGGACGAGCGAAGACAACGUUAAUAAAAUUCCUUUCCGAGACAUUUGGGAAGGUAUUCAGCGCAUGCCCAACUGCACAUUCGUAUUCUCCUUGUCGGACACAAGUGUGUCGCACUUUCGUGCAAAAUUUAAAGCGAGGCAGGAUUGUGAAGAUGGCGAGGAACGAGAUGUCAACGUGGUAACGUCAGUCAAACAAAGACCCAGCGAAAACCCAGGCCCAGUUGGGGAAGGAACGAACCAUUCUACCGCUAACCUGACUUGUGCGUGUGAACACUCGACAAACAUGCCUAAGGCUGCAAGUUCACCAUGCUUAGUGGACCAUUCCACUGCGCUAGUCAAUGCUGGUUCACUGACUAAACUUUGGCAACGUUCGCAAGCGGACGUGCCUGGAACAUGUGGCGGGAACGCUGCUGCGUCCCCAGUCUCCUUGAAACAAAUGUCUUCUGGUUACUUCUCUGUUGGUUUCGAGUCACUACCGACUGCACACUCACUGAGUCGCGAGCUACGCAGUAAGCUUUCUGUAAUUCUUGAUCCUCCACACGAAUACGAUUGGAAAGUUCUGGCGGAAAAAAUCGGGCUGAGUUAUACAGACAUUCGAUGGAUUGAGAGUAGGAACGCUUUUUCUCCAACAGAAAUCCUCUUUAAUCUCUGGGAAACGAGAGACAGUUUGAAACAUCAAUAUCCUCUCGAAAAAAUGGCGGACAUUCUUCAGCAGAUGGGAAGAGAUGACGCAGUUGAGAUUAUUGAGGGUCAGCUUCAUGCGCGGAAAGAAACGACAGUUUAACUCGUAGCCGAGAACCGGAAUUCUCCUUUGGUGGAGCUUUCAAAGGAAACAGGCACUGUCCAGGAACUAUUGACAAGUAGCCGAAGAUCUUACGACUGAAUAACUUGCAGAGCUUGCUCCAAGUUCAAUUUUAGUAUGACAACGCCGUGAUUCGCAGCAUAGCUUGGCAAGGUGCAGUUACCCGGACGUUUCCGAAGUUGUUCAAAGAUGGUUUGAUGACCUGCCUUCAGUAAUUUCCUUCGUUCCGAACGAUUCUCCGAAGCAUUCCAGAAAAUAGCCGUCUAUAACGACUCUGCCCGCGACCAGCAAAAGUAACUGUAGUGUUACCGAUAGUUCAAAUCAGUCCCCGGAUGGAGGUUCUGGUGAAUAUUUUGACAUAGCCAGAUCAUGGCUCUAUGAAAACGCGAACUUUUUUCCUCUGACCGCAUACAGUUUUUUCAGCAUACUCACCUUCUAAAAACUUCCAGAGCAACUUGUUUUAUUCAUAAUUUUAUCCAGGCACAGUUCAACAUAGACGGAGAUUUUAUUGGUCUAACUUAUCCAGAAUUUCUCAUCUUACAUUUAAGGGCAGGACCCUACGUGUCGAAAGUUUCAGUGAAACCAAGGCCGGGUUACUAAGUAACCUACGCGGACCUUCGUCUGGCUCGUCACGUUCAAAGUAUCUUGUUAGGUGAAAGUCGAUUAAAUCAGUGUUUUGUUUAUAGUCGUGACUGGCUUCAAACCGUUUUUCACAGCUCAUUUUGAUUUUACAGUUUGACAUGGUGGAAUGCUACUGAACAAUGAGACGCUAGACAAAAGUCUUGAAAAACUGACGCAAGUCCUGUGGGAUUGCCUUCGUUAGACAAUCUCUUAGUUUUCGAGUUGGUUAGUGUUUCUUUAAAGAGGCAAUCUUUUAAAACCAAACUUGAAGUAAGUAGUUCGCUUUUAAAGCACGCGCGAUCCUGGUUCCCCUCGUGAUUUUGUUUACGACAAGGAUAAAGUUAUAUUUAUUUUUAAGUUUAUUUUUUAUUUUAUAUAAGUUAUAUUUCAGUACUCAUUAAGAUGUCUGCAAGUUUCUUUUAAAAGUGAAGUAAAUAAGGGACUAAAAUCCAGGACACAAACAGUAACAACUUGUUAGGGACAUAGAAAUCAAGAUUGCUGUAAUCCGGCUUACAAAGCUGCGACGAAUUAAGCUAACUAAGUUAUGGUUGUAUCACUGAAUGAAAUUAAGUGUAAAACGUCUAAAAAGUUUAAAGGUCAAAUUUCUCAAAAAAUCUUUCGAAAAUACUUGUACGAAAUACUUGUUAAAAAAAACCACUUCGAAAUAGAUAUUGUAGAGUAUAUCAAAUAAAAAUCUUGACCAAGUGAUGUUGAAACUCGA
Molecule: messenger RNA, 3829 nt
Organism: Orbicella faveolata
Lineage: Eukaryota; Metazoa; Cnidaria; Anthozoa; Scleractinia; Merulinidae
Product: netrin receptor UNC5C-like
Biological process (GO): netrin-activated signaling pathway
Cellular component (GO): membrane
Molecular function (GO): netrin receptor activity; protein binding
Source: RefSeq, a predicted model, not a curated record